Diaporthe citri is the source of this 822-nucleotide messenger RNA. RefSeq lists its product as uncharacterized. The record is from RefSeq and is a predicted model, not a curated record. Lineage: Eukaryota; Fungi; Ascomycota; Sordariomycetes; Diaporthales; Diaporthaceae. The transcript has a single exon. Gene Ontology annotation, cellular component: plasma membrane. The coding region runs from base 1 to 822 and encodes 273 amino acids.
AUGAGCCACUUCGCAGACAUCAACGCGGUCUCGAGGUUCCUCUCACAGGAGGACAUCCCCGACCUGCGCAAAAUCGAGCCAGUCGACGCAAUCAUCCUCUGCGUGUGCUCGGUCCUGCUCAGCUCAGAGACCGUAUUCGAAAUCAUCCGUGAGCGCCCUGGGAUCACCAAAACUCUUGUCCUCUGCGGCGGCAUCGGGCACUCGACCACAUUCAUCUACGAAGCCGUCGCCCGCCACCCCAAAUUCAAGUCGAUUGCACCCGAGAUCCAGGGCCUGCCCGAGGCCCAGGUGCUGCUGGCCAUCUUCAACCGCUUCUUCGCCCCGGACUUCACGGCCGAGCAGCCUCCGCCGCGGAUCCUGGCCGAGGACCGCUCCGUCACCUGCCACACCAACGCCAGCGAGACCCGCAAGCUGCUCGAGGCAAACGGGGUUCCCACGCCUGCAUCCGCCGUCCUUGUACAGGACCCCCUCAUGGUCAGGCGAACGAUCGCCUGUUUCGACAGGGUCUAUCAGGACCUGCCCAAGCCGCCCAAAUUUGUCGGCUGUCCCGUCUUCAUCCCGCAGGUCGGGCCGGACAGCGGGGACAAACUGGUCUACACGGCGCCAAGUAUAGCGCCAGAGCUGAUGUGGGACAUGGACCGUUUUCUUGAUCUCGUCAUGGGCGAAUAUCCGCGCCUAAAGGAUGAUGAGAAUGGGUACGGACCUAACGGCAACCACACUAUCGUUCAUGUCGACAUCCCGGCCGAGGUUGAGGAGGCAUGGAACAGGCUGUCUGAGAAAGUCAAGAAUGGUCGACACAUGAAGCCUCAAAAGUCAGCCUAA